Messenger RNA from Populus euphratica (Euphrates poplar), 1941 nucleotides. RefSeq names its product cyprosin-like. The coding region runs from base 66 to 1676 and encodes 536 amino acids. Lineage: Eukaryota; Viridiplantae; Streptophyta; Magnoliopsida; Malpighiales; Salicaceae. The record is from RefSeq and is a predicted model, not a curated record. Gene Ontology annotation, molecular function: aspartic-type endopeptidase activity. The transcript has 14 exons. Gene Ontology annotation, biological process: lipid metabolic process; proteolysis.
UUUCCUAGCAAUUUUUAAUUUCCUCGGCUUCUCCCUCACCUCUGGUUCAUAGUCUCGACUCAGCUAUGGGUACUCAGUUCACUGCCAUUUGGAUCGCUCUUCUCCUUUCGUUCCCGGUGGUUCUGUCCGCACGCGAUGAUGGGCUGAUGAGAAUUGGACUAAAGAAGAAGAAGUUGGAUCAACUCGGUCGUCGGGUUGUACCUGGACCAGUCAACUUCAUUCCCAAGGAAGAGGGAGGAGGAGCUUCCAAACCUGCAGCUACCAAAAAGUAUUACAAUCUCGGGGAAACCGAAGCCGAUAUUGUUGCACUAAAAAACUACUUGGAUGCUCAGUAUUAUGGUGAAAUUGCUAUUGGCACACCUCCUCAAACUUUCACUGUUAUAUUUGAUACAGGAAGCUCUAAUCUUUGGGUGCCCUCGUCAAAAUGUUAUUUCUCGCUUGCUUGCUAUUUCCAUUCCAAGUAUAAGUCCAGUGCGUCAACAACCUACGUCAAGAAUGGCACCUCUGCUGCAAUUCAAUAUGGAACUGGUUCAAUUUCUGGUUUCUUUAGCCAGGACAGUGUUGAAGUUGGUGAUCUUGUUGUUAAGAAUCAGGAUUUUAUCGAGGCAACAAAAGAACCAGGUGUCACAUUUUUGGCUUCCAAGUUUGAUGGUAUACUUGGACUUGGGUUUCAAGAAAUCUCAGUUGGAAAUGCUGUUCCAGUUUGGUACAAUAUGGUUAAUCAAGGUCUUGUUAAGGAAAAAGUUUUUUCAUUUUGGUUGAACCGCAAUGUUGAAGGGGAAGAAGGGGGAGAAAUUGUGUUUGGUGGGGUGGAUCCUAAUCAUUACAAGGGUGAGCACACAUAUGUUCCUGUGACUCAUAAGGGGUAUUGGCAGUUUGAUAUGGGAGACUUGUUGAUUGGCACUGAAACAACUGGAUUGUGUGCUGGUGGGUGUAAAGCAAUUGCUGAUUCUGGAACCUCUUUGCUGGCGGGUCCAACAAUGAUGCUCUACACAAUUCAGAAAUUCAGAGUGAAUUAUUACUGCUUCAUUUUGCCAGGGAAUAUGACUGUGAUCACUCAAAUUAAUAAUGCGAUUGGAGCCUCUGGCAUUGUAAGUGAAGAAUGCAAGACGGUGGUUGCACAAUAUGGGAAAAUUAUACUGGAAAUGCUGGUGGCUCAGGCUCAACCACGAAAGGUGUGCUCUCAAAUUAGCUUCUGUACUUUUGAUGGGACUCAGGGUGUCAGUAUGAACAUUGAGAGUGUAGUAGAAGAAAGCUCAGACAAAUCAUCAGAUGGUCUGCAUGAUGCCAUGUGUACUGCUUGUGAGAUGAUUGUUGUAUGGAUGGAGAAUCGGCUCAGGCUUAAUGACACUAAAGAUCAGAUUCUGGAUUACGUGAAUGAUCUCUGUGACCGCUUGCCCAGUCCAAAUGGAGAAUCAGCAGUUGAAUGUAGUAGUCUAUCCUCCAUGUCCAGUGUCUCAUUUGAAAUUGGUGGUAAAUUAUUUGAACUGUCACCUGAGCAGUAUGUACUUAAAGUGGGAGAAGGAGUUUCAGCUCAAUGCAUCAGUGGAUUUACUGCUUUAGAUGUUCCUCCUCCUCGUGGACCUCUAUGGAUCUUGGGAGAUGUUUUCAUGGGACGGUAUCAUACAGUGUUUGACUAUGGGAACCUGACAGUUGGAUUUGCUGAUGCAGCUUAAAGUGAAUUUCCUCCUCAGCUCGUAGUUUCACUGCCACUUACAUUUGUAUUGGUAUUAGCUUGACUGUGUGGAUGACUCUGUACACUGCUGUUUGUAAAUAAAUGUGUAAUGGAAAGAGUUAUGUAUCAUCUUCAUAAUGAUUUGUGAGCCUAGUUUGAACUUGAAGAUGGAAGAGUGUGGGUUUAGGGCUAUAUAAACAAUCCUGUCCCCUAAGGCAUGUAAUCAUCUUCUUCUUCAUAAGAAACAUGUUUCUCUUCAAGCUUUA